Molecule: messenger RNA, 2689 nt
Organism: Mauremys mutica (yellowpond turtle)
Lineage: Eukaryota; Metazoa; Chordata; Testudines; Geoemydidae
Gene: ALAS1
Product: 5'-aminolevulinate synthase 1
Exons: 11
Coding region: 240-2153 (637 amino acids)
Biological process (GO): hemoglobin biosynthetic process; erythrocyte development; heme biosynthetic process
Cellular component (GO): mitochondrion; mitochondrial matrix
Molecular function (GO): pyridoxal phosphate binding; 5-aminolevulinate synthase activity
Source: RefSeq, a predicted model, not a curated record
AAGUGCUUUGUAGGCCUGUCUCAUUGUAGGACACCCCUACACACAGCCCAGAACUGAGGCAAGACAUUGUACUUCCCAGUUGUUACAGGAAAAACAUUUCAUUUUGAGGAUAAUCUGUUUCAAGGCCAUACUAGACCUAGGGAGUGAGAGAAGCCAACUCCAGAGGGAUGGAAACUAGAGAACCUGGAAAAAUAAGAGAGUUCAACUGACAAACAGAAGAAGGAUCAAAAAAAACAAAAAUGGAAACUGUUGUUCGCCGCUGCCCCUUCCUGUCACGGGUAUCCCAGGCUUUUCUGCAGAAGGCUGGCAAGUCACUGCUCUUUUACGCUCAGAGCUGCCCUAAAAUGAUGGAAGUUGGGACCAAGCCUGCUUCCCGUGCUCUGGGUACUUCAGUUGUUCACUGCCAACAAGCUGAAGAAACAACCUCAUCCAAUGAUAAGGCCAAAAAUUCCAAAGAUGUGUCCCAGGAGAACAUCAGUGGAUCCCAGCUGCCUAUUAGCCAUCCACCUGCUGUUACUAGCCAGAGCACUAGUCCGAGCUCUGCCACUAAAUGCCCUUUCCUGGCAGCUCAGAUGAAUCCUAGGAACAGUAAUGUUUUCUGCAAAGCCAGCCUAGAACUCCAAGAGGAUGUUCAGGAAAUAAAGGCUGUAAGGAAAGAGUUUACUAAAACACCAGUGAAUCCCACUGUGAUAAACACCAAGACUUCUGGAGAAGAGCAGAAUGGCUUGCUGAAGAAGUUCCAGGAUAUUAUGUUAAAGCAAAAACCAGAAAGAGUGUCUCAUCUGCUUCAGGAUAAUUUGCCAAAAUCUGUUUCUACUUUCCAGUAUGACCAGUUCUUUGAGAAAAAAAUUGAUGAGAAAAAAAAGGAUCACACAUAUCGUGUAUUCAAAACUGUGAACCGAAGGGCACAGGUCUUUCCCAUGGCAGAUGACUACUCUGAUUCCCUUGUCAGCAAAAAAGAGGUGUCUGUAUGGUGCAGCAAUGAUUACCUAGGGAUGAGUCGCCACCCGCGAGUGUAUGGAGCUGUUAUGGAUACGUUGAAACAACAUGGUGCUGGAGCAGGAGGCACCAGAAAUAUUUCUGGAACAAGUAAAUUUCAUGUUGAUUUGGAGCAAGAGUUGGCUGAUCUCCAUGGAAAAGAUGCAGCAUUGCUGUUCUCAUCAUGCUUUGUAGCUAAUGAUUCCACUCUCUUCACAUUAGCUAAAAUGUUACCAGGCUGUGAGAUUUACUCAGAUGCAGGAAACCAUGCCUCCAUGAUUCAAGGAAUUCGGAACAGCAGAGUGCCUAAGCACAUAUUUCGCCAUAAUGAUGUCAAUCAUCUCCGAGAACUACUGAAAAAAUCAGAUCCGUCUACUCCCAAAAUUGUUGCAUUUGAAACUGUUCACUCAAUGGAUGGUGCAGUAUGUCCACUGGAAGAAUUGUGUGAUGUAGCUCAUGAGCAUGGGGCGAUCACUUUUGUAGAUGAAGUACAUGCUGUUGGGCUGUAUGGCGCUCGGGGUGGUGGCAUAGGAGAUCGGGAUGGAGUCAUGCAUAAAAUGGACAUAAUCUCUGGAACACUUGGCAAAGCAUUUGGUUGUGUGGGCGGUUACAUUUCCAGUACAAGUUCUUUGAUAGACACCGUACGUUCCUAUGCUGCUGGCUUCAUUUUCACAACAUCCCUGCCACCCAUGCUGUUAGCUGGUGCGCUUGAAUCAGUCAGAACUCUAAAAAGUGCAGAAGGGCAAGUUCUUCGACGCCAGCACCAACGCAAUGUUAAACUCAUGAGACAAAUGCUGAUGGAUGCUGGACUCCCUGUAGUACACUGUCCCAGUCACAUCAUUCCAAUCAGGGUUGCAGAUGCUGCUAAAAAUACUGAGAUCUGUGACAGACUGAUGAGUCAGCACAGCAUCUAUGUCCAGGCAAUAAACUACCCCACAGUUCCACGUGGAGAAGAGCUGCUGCGUAUUGCCCCAACUCCUCAUCACACACCUCAGAUGAUGAAUUAUUUCCUGGAGAAACUGAUGGCUACAUGGAAGAACGUUGGUCUGGAGUUGAAACCGCACUCUUCAGCAGAAUGCAAUUUCUGUAGAAGGCCUCUGCAUUUUGAGGUGAUGAGUGAACGGGAAAGAUCCUUCUUCAGUGGCAUGAGCAAACUAGUUUCUGCCAGUGCUUGAGAGCAACCUGUUAACCCUGUCUACGUCUAGUCCUCUCUAAUAUCCAAAUAGCCGGGGUAGCCUUUUUAAAUUGCAUAUUAAAUUAUAACAUUUUAAUCAAUAGUCUAAACACAGCUCUGAAAAUAAAGUUCAAAACAGGGUGUCCUGCUUCUGUCCUUUUAAGCUCUUUGCUGUUGUUGUGUUAGCGUUUACAGAGAAGACUGUAGGAUUAGUGGUCAGAAAAAUAAAGUGGAACAAAAACAAUCUCAAUUAUAAUUUAAUCCAUUAGUAGGUAGUGUCUGACUUACCAUCUUAUACCAGUGUGACUAUUUCAGUGAAAAAUAGUAUCAUUAAAUGGAACAUUAUAUAAAGUCUGUCAUCCUAGCCUCCCCCCACUCCCCAACAUGAAAGGGAAAGUUGUAGUGAGAAUUAAUGUGGAUGCAGACUUGACAUGGUAUAGGUCUUCCUAAGUUCAGGGCACUGAAACAGAUUUAAGAGUGUAGUACUCUAUUUCUUGACAAGAACUUUUUCCACCUUGUGUAGCUUAUGCAGGUCUU